UUUUACUUGACAUUGGCUGAACGCACAAACCGUGCAUGCCAUAAAAAAAGAAAAAGAAGAAGAAGAACCUAAGAAACAAAUAUAAAAAAACGAAGAUUAUUAAAUUGUCCUUAGUGAAAAAUGAUUUCUAGUUCAACUAUCAAAUUAAAAAUAUACAGACAACUGUUGAAAUGCAACUUACUUUGUCUCAGGCGCAAAAGUAGCCUUGGGCUUUGGAAUGAAGACUUGACUACAGAAAUAAAAUUAAAAAUCGAAGAUCAUUGGAGAAAAGAUGUUGUAAGCUUACAAAGAACAGAUAGUAAUACAGAAUCUUUCUAUGUCUUACCAAUGUUCCCAUACCCAUCUGGAAAUCUGCAUAUGGGCCAUGUUAGAGUUUAUUCAAUAUCUGAUACGAUUGCAAGAUUUCACAAAUUGGAUGGCAAAAAUGUAAUUCACCCUAUAGGAUGGGAUGCAUUUGGACUACCAGCAGAGAAUGCUGCUUUAGAACGAAAAAUUCCACCUCAUCGGUGGACAAUAUCAAAUAUACAAUCAAUGAAAAUGCAGCUUUUACGAUUAGGAUUUGACUUCGAUUGGGAACGAGAAAUAUCGACUUGUGAUCCACAGUAUUACAAAUGGACACAAUUUAUAUUUCUUAAAUUAUUUGAGAAACAAAUGGUAUACCAAUGUAAGGCCAAAGUCAAUUGGGAUCCCAUAGACAAAACUGUUUUAGCAGAUGAACAAGUAGAUGAAUUUGGCUGUUCUUGGAGGUCAGGUGCAAAAGUUGAAUCUAAAUUUUUAACUCAAUGGUUUAUUAGAACAACGCAAUAUGCCAAGGAUUUGUUUGAUGGCUUAAAUAGUGAUAUUUUAGAAGAUUGGAAAGAUAUAAUUAACUUGCAAAAACAUUGGCUUGGUGAAUGCGAUGGAGUUGUAGUGAAAUUUGAUAUUAGGAUAGGCAAAACUAAAAAACCUAUUGAAAUAUGGACAUCUGAGCCUUAUAAACUUAUACAUGGUCAAUUUAUUACCAUAAAGAAAACUAAUAUUCUCUUACAAGACAUUGAAAACAUUAAUAAAAUGGACUUUAAAUGUUUUAAUCCAAUUACAAAUUGUGAAAUGCCAGUUUAUAUAACGGACGACGCAAAUUAUGCGCCAGAGAGAGAUGCUUAUAUAGCUUCUCCUGCUAAUAGUAAUGAAGAUUUGAAGCUGGCCAAAUCAAUAAAUGUGUCUCAUAUAAAUUUUGAGGAUAUUGAUAUAGUAAAUGAAAACAAACGAGCUUUAGACAUAGCACAAAGAAAAAACAUUGGGGGUUAUCUUGUCAGUUCUAAAUUAAAAGACUGGCUUAUAUCUAGACAACGUUAUUGGGGUACACCUAUACCUAUAAUUCAUUGUAAUAAGUGUGGUCCUGUGGCAGUUCCUUACAAAGAUCUACCCGUAACACUGCCACAUUUACCAUCUUUAGGUUCUGAUAUUCAGACAUUAGACAAGUUAGACGAAUGGAUUAAUUGUGAGUGUCCAAAAUGUCAUAAAGAUGCGAAACGAGAGACAGAUACAAUGGAUACAUUUGUAGACUCAUCGUGGUAUUACUAUCGAUUUUUGGACCCUGAAAAUUAUGAGAGACCAUUUGACAAAAUAAAGAUCUCUGGAAAAACUCCUGUAAAUAUAUACAUUGGGGGUAAGGAACACGCCGUAUUGCAUUUAUACUAUGCUCGCUUCAUGAGUUAUUUCUUCCAUUCAUUAGGAUGGAUUUCAUAUCCGGAGCCAUUCAAAAAAUUAGUCGUGCAAGGGAUGGUAAUGGGCCAGUCAUAUAAAUUGAAAUCUUCUGGAAAAUAUAUUCCUCCUGAUACUGUAGAGCAAGUUGGAAAAGAAUAUAUAGAGAAAAAUAGUGGAGAGAUCGUUCUAAAACAAUGGGAAAAAAUGAGUAAAUCAAAGUAUAAUGGAGAAAAUCCUGAAAGACUUAUAUCUUUAUAUGGAAGUGAUACCACGCGGCUUCUCAUUUUAGCUGAUGUUCCACCCGAAACCAGUCGACGUUGGUCAGAUGCCACAUUACCAGGGGUUUUAAAUUGGCAACGUCGACUCUGGUUAACAAUACGAGACUUUUUAAAACACAGAAACUCAAUUGGUUUUGAUACUAUACAAUUGACUGAAGCAGAAUAUAUUAAGCACGAGGAGACGAUCUGGAAUGCAAAAAAUUAUUUUAUUGCUACCACUACUUAUCAUUUUAAACAUACUAACAAACUAAGUGUUGGCAUAUCCAGAUUACAAAGUUUAACAAACACAUUAAGAAAAAACUUGCCACCCACAGUAAUUGCUAAAAGUAAAGAAUUUGAAGUAGCAUUGGCUUCUUUGAUUGUAAUGUUAGCACCAGUAACUCCGCAUUUUUGCUCUGAGCUAUGGGCGGGAUUCGUUUCAGCACCCCAUAGAAUUUCUAGUCACGAAUCUAUACAGUGGGACAAAAACCUUUUUGAGCAGCGGUGGCCUAAAGUAAAUAAGGAAUACAAUCUGUCGCUUCUUUGUAAGGUCGAUGGAGCUGAUAGAUGUGACUUGAAAAUAAAGGCUGCUGACCUUGAAAAACUGGAUUCCAAAAAUGCGAUAAAUAUGGCAGUGAGACAAGAUGCUAUUGCAGACCGAAUAAAAGCGGGUAUAUCGAAAACUAAGUAUGAACUUUACCCGGGAUGUAGAGCUAUAUUGCAUAUUUUUACAAAUCGAACGCAAAAAAGUAAAGAGUCAAAAGAGAUGGCAAAUAAACAAUGAAUCUAUUUAAUGUUCUGUAUAGCAUAUGAGUAAAGUAGCGUGUAAUAGCAAUAACACAACUUGAAAAGUUUGGCUGGAAUUGACUUCUGAAUCGAUUAUAAUAAAAAAAACUAUGUGACAGUGGUUUGUACGCCGGGUUUAUGGUGUCGCCUACUCAAGAGGUCCCGGGUUCGAAUCCCGGUGGGGGCAGAAGUUUGUGUAAUGAAAACGCGCAUUUGUACUCCAGUCAUAGAUGUUUAAUAUGUAUUUCUAUAUUAAUAUACUGUAUUGAGAAAGUGUUGUAUAUAUUUUUAAUGCCAUAUUUUUUAUUUAUUAUAUUUACAUAUUAGUAUACUUAUAUAAUGUACAGAACCCCUAGCACG
This is a messenger RNA of Chilo suppressalis (striped riceborer), 3089 nucleotides long. NCBI's taxonomy places the organism in Eukaryota, Metazoa, Arthropoda, Insecta, Lepidoptera, Crambidae. The record is from the annotation of a GenBank genome assembly.